AUGAGCUCGAGAAUCGAUAAGACAAUCGCCCGGCACCAAGAAAAGAUCGCUGCCGGAGCGUACUAUGAAGCCCACCAGCAACUCCGUGUUAUCGCUGCCAGAUAUCUCAAACAAUCAAACUACGAUGCAGCAGCAGAAAUACUCGCCGGUGGCGCAACGGCACUACUAAAGGCUGGAACCCAGCAAGGGGCGUCCGCGAGUGGUGGAGAUCUUGCUAUCAUGCUUGUGGUUGAUGUGUAUAAUAAAGCCGAGUGGGCGCUUUCAGAAGAUGCUGCUGAGCGGCUAAUCAACAUCCUACGGGAGUUCCCACCAGAAGAGCCUACAAGGAAGAGGUACAUCAAUGAAAUGGUAACAUGGAGCUCUAAGUUCGGAGAAAUCGAAACUGGCGACCCGGAAAUACACCAUGCUAUUGGAGCUAUUUACGCUGAAGAAAACGAAGCAUAUGAUGCGGAACGGCACCUAGCUUUAGGAACCGCUGACUCGGCAGAGGUGCUGGGCAAUUUAGAGUAUAGGUGGUACACGUAUGACGAUGCGCACACGGCAGGAAUAUAUGCUGCUCGUGCAGUAUUCCCAUACUUACUCACCGGAAACCUUCAAAAUGCCAACAAAGCAUCUAUGGUGUUUAGGAACCAGUUGUCAUCUUCACCCGCAAGUCAAGCACUAGGUGUGCAAGACGUGAGUAGUCAAAGCAACGAUAUCCGCGUUUACCCGUCCCUACCGCUUCUCAAUUUCACAAAUAUGUUGUUGUUGGCUAUUCAGCGCGGAAGCCCAGACUUGUUCAAACAGCUGUUAAGACAUUAUGCAACAUACAUUCAAGAAGCGGGAGAUUGGGACCAGGCGCUGGCUCAUAUCGGCGAGAUGUACUUCGGUAUAAAAAUACCCAAACAAUCGAAUCCGUUGAUGGAUAUGAUGGGGAUGUUUUUUGGUGGGGGUUCUAAGUCAAAACCUUUACCAAAACCCGGUAGCACAAAACAGGUUGAAGCUCCAGUAUCGAUGGAUUUGGAUUAG
Molecule: messenger RNA, 1008 nt
Organism: Ophidiomyces ophidiicola
Lineage: Eukaryota; Fungi; Ascomycota; Eurotiomycetes; Onygenales; Onygenaceae
Exons: 4
Coding region: 1-1008 (335 amino acids)
Biological process (GO): protein insertion into ER membrane
Cellular component (GO): TRC complex; cytosol
Molecular function (GO): protein binding
Source: RefSeq, a predicted model, not a curated record